This is a messenger RNA of Panicum virgatum (switchgrass), 1979 nucleotides long. RefSeq lists its product as uncharacterized. The record is from RefSeq and is a predicted model, not a curated record. NCBI's taxonomy places the organism in Eukaryota, Viridiplantae, Streptophyta, Magnoliopsida, Poales, Poaceae. The transcript has 2 exons. Bases 120 to 1679 code for a protein of 519 amino acids.
GCACCCACCACCUCCCAAAGGCCCAAACUGCCCCCCUUCUCUUCUCCUCUUUAGACUAGAAGGAAGAAGCAGCAAACCCUGAUUCUGCCCGGCCGCCGCCGGCCGGAAGUCCGGAACAGAUGGUGCUCACAACACGCCGAGAUUCACCAUCCUCUCCCAGGAUUUCUCGAAGGAUUCAUGAAGUCCGUUCUUGCUCCACCCCCCGUACGGCCCCUUGUUCGGCGAAGAGAAAAUCCGUUUCCCAAGCACGGGCACCCUCUCGGCGAACAAGGUGCGAUCUCCACGAUCCGGCAACUCCCUGCGUUUCGUUGAGCCAGAUCUCUGUCCAGCGGCGGGGGCCAGAGGUUAUCCUGGGUGACGUUGAUCUGCUGCUGUGUUGCUCUUCUCUGAUCCCCAUUUGGGGGGCGAAGCGACCGCGCGGUGCUCUCACCAGUUUCCCGCGGCUUGGCCCCUCUCAGAUCCUCACUUGGGGCGCGAAGCGAGCUCGCAGUGCGCUCCUCAGUGCCCAGCUGCUUCCCGUCCCUCCCGAUUGGAGAGACUGGACGAAUCUCGGGGAUGGGCCUGCGGGGCUAAUUGCCGAGCGCCUCCUGGCCGAUGAUGUCGCGGAUUACGUUUGCUUCCGCGCAGUUUGCCGUCCGUGGCGUCUCUGCUCCACGGACCCGUGCGAGCACGGCAUCCUGGACCGCCGCUUCCACCCACGCCAGUGGAUCAUGCUCAGGGAAAAAAGAGCCACUCCGCACCGCCGCAGAUUCAUGAACGUCUCCGCCGGCCAUUGCAGGGACGUUCACCUCCCGGAGCUCAACGGGCACGAGGUGUACGGGCCAACCACGGAGGGCCUCCUCGUCCUCCUCGACAGGGUCACCUACGUGGUGCGCGUGCUGAACCCGUUCACCCGCCAGGUGGCCGACUUCCCGCCGGCCAACACGCUGCUGACCCAGAGCGAUCUGUUCCAAGCCAAAAUCUGCAAGCACUUGUGGCAGUUUUUGCAGUUAUCCGGCGCCGGCCUUGCUGCCGACGACUCCAUCGCGGUCUGUUUCAAAGGGAUCCAGACGGUUGUUGUAGGCAAGCCAGGCGACUUGCAGUGGACGGUGGUUGAUCGCAGCCGAUGUUUCUUGCAAGCCAUGUCCUUCGCUGGCCGCUUCUACUGCGCCAUGAAUGGUGCUGUCAUGGUGGUGGAAACCAGCGCUGGCCACCCGCCACGGAUGACCGUGGCUGCCAAGCUGACCAGGCCGCUGUCCAGGAUGAUGAUGGACACCCUGCACCUUGUGGAGAUCGCCGGGGAGCUGAUGUUUGUGGACCAUCAACGCUACGGCAAUGUCUCUAGUGAAUUCAGGGUGCACCGGGUGGACUUGGAUGCGGGGAAGAUAGUGCCUGUCCAUGGGUUCGGUGGACACACCGUGUUUCUGGGCAUACAGUUAGCCCUUUCUGUCUCUCCUUCGGUGUUCCCCUCGGUCAAUGCGGAUGCAAUUUACUUGGGAUUCGACGACUCGUUGCCAUAUAGACUGGGCAAUGGCCCGAUUCAGAUUAUGGAUGGAACCUCAGAGCCUCGUCUAUUCGAAGACAGCAGCAGUGAACUUGAUGACAGCAUCCAUGACAGUCCGCUUUAUGGACCUUUGGGAGUUGAUCACUAUCUAUCCUGGUGUGUUACAGACUAUCGAGACAACUCAACCGACACAUAAUGGUCUGCAGCUGUUUGCAAACAGUAGUGGGAAGUCAGAUACUGCAGCAUGAAUACAGUAUGUCCAUUCUUGUGGUUCCAUAUCAUUCUUAGCAUGUUUCCCUUUUAGUAUUUGUACCAGGAGUUAUAUUUGUAUACAGUAUGCAUCAUUCCCAGUUGUGGUUUCGUUUAUCAUUCUCAACAUGUUUCCCUUUCAGUAUUUGUAUAAGGAGUUAUAUUUAUACCUUAUCUUAACAUUUGUUACGGUUCCCUGUCAUCCUUAGGAUAGAGUGAGAAUUAUUUAUUUUGUUCGUUUGGUCAA